Numida meleagris (helmeted guineafowl) is the source of this 3053-nucleotide messenger RNA. RefSeq names its product VPS51, GARP complex subunit (gene VPS51). The transcript is spliced from 9 exons. NCBI's taxonomy places the organism in Eukaryota, Metazoa, Chordata, Aves, Galliformes, Numididae. Bases 58 to 2568 code for a protein of 836 amino acids. Gene Ontology annotation, cellular component: membrane; GARP complex; EARP complex. The record is from RefSeq and is a predicted model, not a curated record. Gene Ontology annotation, biological process: lysosomal transport; Golgi organization; Golgi vesicle transport.
CGGAAGUGACGCCCGGGGGUGGGAUAAGCUGUCAGCUGGACCGGAAGUGCCGGCGUGAUGGCGGAGGUGGAAGCGGCGGGGACGGGGACGGAGACUAGCUGCGGCUCCGAGUCGGGGAACGCAACAGGGAGCGGGAGCGGGUGGCGGAGGCCCCACGGUCCGCUCCAGCGGUAUUAUGGGCCGUCUGCGGCCGAAGCGGCGGAGGCAGCCCCGGACCCGGCUGACCUCAACGGGCCCCACUUCGACCCGGAUGUUUUUCUCACUAAGGUGCGCAGCGAGUGUCGCCUGGGGGAGUUGUUGUCCCGUGAAGCUACGCUGGGGAGGGAGAUCCGCGCUCUUGACAGUGACAUGCAAACGCUGCUCUACGAGAACUACAACAAGUUCAUUUCUGCCACAGACACUAUCCGAAAGAUGAAGGUUGACUUCCGGCGCAUGGAGGCAGAGAUGGAUGAUUUGGCCUCCAACAUGGCAGCCAUCAGCGACUCCAGCGCCCGUGUCAGUGCUGCGCUGCAGGACCGGCACCGCCGCGGUGCUCAGCUGGCUGGGGUGCAGGCGCUGCUGCGGAAGCUGCAAUCCCUUGUGGAGGUGCCAGGGCGGCUGCGGCGGUGGGCAGCGCCAGGAGCUGAUCCUGCUCGGGCCCUGCACUGCUACGCCCGUGCCCGUGCUGUGCUGCGCCACUACCGCCACCUGCCCUCGUUCCGUGCCAUCGAGGACGAGAGCCACUCCAUCAUGGCUGAGCUGGCCCAGCGCCUCCGUGCACGCCUCCGGGAUGACACCUUGGACCCAAAGGAACUCACUGAGUGUGUGGAGAUGCUGCUGCAGCUGGAGGAACCACCCGAGGAGCUGUGCGAGGAGUUCCUGAGCCAUGCCGGUGCCCGUCUUGAGGCCGAGCUGGCGGCGCUGGAGGCUGAGCUGCCCCCAUCUGACCCCUCUGGCAGUGCUUCCACGCCACCUCCCGCCUCCGACAUCCUCGACUUCGUUGACCGCGGCAGCUCAGCCUUCGUGAGCAACCUGUGCCUCCUUGCGUCUUCGUACCGCAGCCUCUUCGAGGGGCGCCCCGGGGCCGGGGAUGGCCGCCUGGAGGCCUUCGCUGCCACCCUCACCACUCGCUACUUUGAGCUGCUGGAGCGACGCCUGGCCCUGGAGCGGGGUCUGGGUGACACGUCGCUGCUGGUGCGGGCGCUUGACCGCUUCCACCGCCGCCUCCGUGCUCUCCUCGAGCUGCUGCCUGCGGCCGGGGCCGAAGCAGGUGCUGCGCUGGUGGCCCGAGCGGCAAGUGAGCGGGUGGCCCGCUACCUGCGGGCGCUGCAGACCUUCUUUCUGGGGUGCCUGGGUGACGUGCGCCAGGCGCUGGCUGCACCCCGGCCUCCUGGUAAGGACGGCCCUGGACUGCCUGACCUCUUGGCCACGCUCUCCUCCUCCGUUCUUGGUCAGCUCAAGGCCGUCCUGGCCUACGUGCAGCUCUUCACUGCCAGGGAUGUUGCCUUUGCCAGCCUGCCCUACUUCAAGGGGGAGUUCUGCGUCGAGGCGGUGCGUGAAGGGCUGGUGGUGGCCUUCGUGCGCUGGCUCUGCCGUACUGCUCGGGGCUUUGCUGACAGCCCAGCUGAACGAGGUGCUCCUGCAGCACCCCCAGCACUGCUGCUGCUCCUUGCCCGUCUCUGCCUUGACUACGAAGCUACCACCAUCAGCUACAUCCUCACUCUUACUGAUGAGCAGUUCCCUCCCGAGGACACAGGGCCAGCGGUGACGCCGGGGCCAGCACUGUGUGCCGAGGCACGGGGAGCGGCGCAGCGGCUGCUUGACCACUACGUGCAGGUCCAGGGUGCUGCGGUGGCACAGAUGCUGCGGAAGAGCGUGGAGACGCGGGACUGGUUGGGCACCGUCGAGCCCCGCAACGUCCGCGCUGUCAUGAAGCGUGUGGUUGAGGACAUCACCGCCAUCGAUGUCCAGGUGGGGCAGCUCUUUGAGGAGGGAGUGCGGCGGGCGCAGAGCAGCGACUCGAGCCGACGUGCCUUCUCUGUCUACAGCAGCUCGCGGGCACCGGGGCGCUAUGCCCCCAGCUACACUCCCAGUGCUCCCAUGGACACCCACCUACUCAGCAACAUCCAGAAGCUCUUCUCCGAACGCAUCGACAUCUUCAGCCCUGUUGAGUUCAACAAGGUGAGACACAGGAACAUCCCCGUGUCCCCGAGGGCACCCCUGGUCCCCACAUCCCAAAGGCCCCAAAGCUGUCUGCCUUCCUGCCUGUCACAUGACCCCGGUGUCCCAAGAUCUGGGGUUUCCCAGACCUGGUCCAGCAUGUCUGGACUUGAGGGAGGUCCCUGGGAUGUGGACCAGGAUGAGGGCUGUCCCUUUGUUCUUCACCUCCCCGUGUGGCUGUGGUGCCAGGCAUCCCCCCGUGCCACUUGUCCCCGUGUGCCAGGUGUCAGUGCUGACGGGGAUCAUCAAGAUCAGCCUGAAGACGCUGCUAGAGUGCGUGCGGCUGCGGACGCUGGGGCGCUUCGGGCUGCAGCAGGUGCAGGUGGACGGCCACUACCUGCAGCUCUACCUCUGGCGCUUCGCUGCUGACGAGCGCGUGGUGCAGGGGCUGCUGGAUGAGGUGGCGGCCAGCGCUGCCCACCGCUGCCUCGACCCCGUCCCCAUGGAGCACAGUGUCGUCGAGCUCAUCUGUGAGCGGGGGUAGGACCUGAGGGCACCCAGGGGACACCCGGGGACAUGGGUUGAUGCACAGGUGAGGGGAGCACAGCAGAGCUGGGGGCAUCUCUGGAAGGGGAACGUGUCUUGGAUCCUGCCGCUAGGACAGGCUUUUACCACGCAUGUAUUUAGGGACACAUGUAAUGACAUACGGACAUACCAUGCCCUCACACCUGUAAGGUCACCCUAAUAACACCCCACAGUGCCUCCCCACCCCAGUGCUGCCAGCCCCGUGUUGUCCCUGCAUCUCCAAUGCCAUGCCACAUUCCACUUCCUCAGUGAUAUCCUACACGUGGGACAUGCUGCACGCAGCCCCCGUGUCACAGUUGAGGACAAUAAAUAAAAUGCAUGCAAGCUGA